GCCUCAUCAGCUGACCGGCGCAAUUCGGGAGAAGACAUCAUUUUAUGAAUGAUUUAAGCUGUCGCUUUUAAUACCAAUUAAUUUCUUCAUCUUCGCUUUUUCGUCUGAUCCUUAUUUCCGUCGACUACAAUAAAAUUGUCGGCACAGAAUGUCUCGCCUUCGAGGCAUCCGUCUAAAUCUCCAUUCUUCCAAACCAACCAUCAAAUCAGAAUCCUCGUCUGAUGCAGCAUGGUCCCCAAUCGGGCUAGGCAAUGACAAAUUGCGGGGUGAACUUGAAGAAUUAUACUGGAAAGGUGUUGAAAACGAGCUCGAAAACAUAGUUCGCACCUUGGAAGUAUGGCAGCGGCCUGAAUUUGCGGAUGUGACUGUACCGGAUGAAAAAGAUGAUUUCAUACAUGGAUUCGAUACAUUUAUCAAUCAGGUCAGCCAAGAGGCGCGAGAAUUUGCUCUAAGCUAUGAUCUCAAGGGAAAUAAUAAGGAACACAUUAAAUACCCGGCUGCCCUGCAAGAGGUCGUGAUCGACCGCAAAGCAGAGUAUAUCAGCUCAAAGAUAAAAUCAUCUGUCAGAAAAACGAUUGAUGACUUACCAAAUCUCUCUGGCAUUGAAAAACGAGCUUGGAUGCUACUUCAGGCCACGGGAUUUCUUGAUAUUGAAAAGUUUAUAGAGCAUCAACCAUUGGCGAAGAAAAAACCAGCUAUCCCACAGCUUGAUCUAUCAUGCUUCGAUCAGUAUGGUAUACCACAAUUUCGACCCAUGCAUUGUGCACGGCCAGACUGCAAUGCCAUCAUCAGCGGAAGCAUGUUUACUUCUCGUAAUCGAGACGAACCGCGAGUGAUCUGCGAGGAUUGUUACUGGCACUUUUACUACGGUAAAGAAUCUUAUUCAAAAUCGUAUAAGCAUUGCAUUCUACCAGAGGUCAUUACGCCGGAAGUUGCUAGAAAAAUUUGCCAUUGUCAGGUAGCCGGUGUCUAUGAGAACGACGAAAAACCACCGGCAUCAUUUCCAAUCUCUAAAAAUACCACCAACCAUGCAAAAUUAACCGGCCAUGGGGCUAUAGUGUGUGACUUGCUCAGGCUAAAAGAUAUAAUAACCGAUGCAAAAUACGAAGGAAUUGAACAAAGUACAGGGGCUAAGAGAACGACAUACUCGCGGCGACUUAUUUCAAAGCUUACUGUUCCAAAGAUACCAGGUAGAAGUCAUGAAAACAUGUCGAACAAGCAUCAAGCGCACAAAUUCAGUAAAGUGAAUUCGACGGAAAAAUCGACCACCAACGGUAAUCGCCAAUACCAGAAUCUCGUCACAGAUCCAUAUGAAGACACAGACAUCCCGCACUGUUUCAGAAAGCAUGCUGAAAAAGACCCAUUUGGAGAAGUUCACAUGGCGCUUCGAGUUGGACCAUUGAUAAUUGAGAAUGGUGUAGUGCAGACCAAAAAAGGAGCACUUAUCACGCUGCGCGAGGCGCCCGUUUUCCAUCAGCGAUCAAACUUUUCUGGAAAUCCAAUCCGAAACCUCGCAAUCACAGGCUCUAGGGAUCGAGCUUUGUGGCAACAAGUCCAACCUUCCAGGAAGGCUAGAAAUUACAAAGCAGUCAUGAAGCAAGUUGUGGGUGCUCCUUUUAGCGGGCUUCUUCCCUUCGGCUCAGAGCUUGAUAUUGUUCGUGAAAUUUUGAUAGUGAGCAAAUCGUACUCCGAAAAGGACGAUAGCAUUCAAUCAGGACUCGGAGAAUUACUGAAGAAGGCCAAAACGAUUCUGCAAAGUCGUGUUACGGUUUACCUUGAUGUCAUCACGGAUAAGCUUCUGAGUCCAGAAACAUGCCUUAUCGGGGAUGGCGCCAGGAACAGUCACAAUACAUUCUGUAACUCCCUUAUCAACCAUCAUAUCUUUGAACCACUUGUCCAUGGACCAAAUAAAUUCAAGGACCUCGAGUCAGAGCCACUAUAUCUCAUGAGCUUCGUUUGUCCCGAUGAAGGUUAUAUGCAACCAAAGAUCAGGACCAAGUUCGAUGUUCCUAACGGACUAACGCAAGAGUAUCUGCUACGUUUAUACUUUGGUAGGCACAAUGAAGCCGACAUCAUCGACACGUACCAGGAGUAUUGGUACGAUUGGGGCGCUUUUGGAGGUCCAUUGUAUAGAUAUCAGGAUCUUUUCCCUUGGGAUUGCACCGAAGCAUAUGGCCGUUAUCCAGUUUGCUGCGGGGAAUGCAACCUUUCUAAACAUAUCUGGGCGUUUCCGUUCGACUCUUGGUCAAUGGUUUCCCAUCAUUUGGCCCGGGAUCAGAAUAUGUAUGCACCAGACACACUAUCCAAGGGUGCCACUACAAUAGAUACAUCGACUUCGGCGGCCUGGAUGCGAAACCGGUUAAACGUAUUGAGUGCCUCGGCUCUUCUCUGUCGUGCAGCAGCAGCAAUGUCCAAAACAGACGCUUUUCGGAAAACAACAGCGUGGCUUCACUCUUCAGGAUCAGAACCAAGGGCUGGGCUACGAGCUCUACAGCCAUCUUUAGCCCGCGUGAAACUUGGGGGUAUCCACCGCGCUCAGCCAUACAGCCACUACUUUGAGGCCGGAAAUUUCGACCAAUAUUUCCUUGCGGAGUGGGCAUUGUGGCCAAGGUCAGAGCAAAUAGAAGCUUACGAGAAACUACGAAAUGAGCGCAUGAACCUUAAGGAUAUCAGUUCUUCAGGUGUAGCUGACCUGCCUUCGAAAUCUGGUGGUAUAGCUGGCCGAUUUCAGUUUUCCGGGAAUAGCAAACGCAAAUCCGAAGUGAAGAGAGAUACGUGGACAUUCGAUAGUGAUGACUAUUAUACAAAUGCAGGUUUCCCAAGUCAAACUCCUGGCAUAGCACCUGGGGCUGGUUGUGCUGUAACAAGCUGUGGAUCAAAAUGCGGCACUGGCUGUGGAAACAUCAGUUGUGGAGGUUCAGCUUGCGGAAGUCGAGGGGAUAGCAGUUCUGGAGGUGGUGGAGGUGGUAGUAGUAGCUGUGGUGGUAGUAGUAGUAGUGGAGGGGGAGGCGGAAGUAGUUGCGGAGGGAGUAGUAGUUGCGGAGGUGGCAGCAGUUGUGGAAGCAGUUAAUUCUACAAGCUCUAAGGAUAUAUAUUGUUCCAAAUGGAAAUGGGUCUAUAUUUGUUUUUCUAUGUAUGUAGCAUACAGAUAUCAAUUAAGUUCUAC
This is a messenger RNA of Talaromyces proteolyticus, 3166 nucleotides long. RefSeq lists its product as uncharacterized. The transcript is spliced from 6 exons. Lineage: Eukaryota; Fungi; Ascomycota; Eurotiomycetes; Eurotiales; Trichocomaceae. The coding region runs from base 149 to 3070 and encodes 973 amino acids. The record is from RefSeq and is a predicted model, not a curated record.